This is a messenger RNA of Cicer arietinum (chickpea), 743 nucleotides long. Lineage: Eukaryota; Viridiplantae; Streptophyta; Magnoliopsida; Fabales; Fabaceae. The record is from RefSeq and is a predicted model, not a curated record.
ACGAUAUAGAAGGAUACCGGAAUACAAUCGAUCAUAUGAUGGUUCAAGAAUUUCGUUGGAGACCGUAUCUCGGAUUCCAACACGAGGUACCCGAACAAGAGAUCAUGACUUGGGCUGCAUGUACCUAUCUGCACUGCUAUCAUAUCGUCGAAAAACAUCAUGCAGAUAGAGUCGCGCUUCAGUUCGGCUUUCAUCAACAAAUUCCGCAACCUCCAGAAGAUAUGACGCUCUACCAUGAGAUCGACAUGAGACGUGGCAUUGAUGAUAAUUGGAGUGUGGUUUGGAAAGAUGAGAUUCAACAUUGGAAUGAACGUCAGAAUUACAUAUUGCAAGGUCAGUACGUCGAAGGUGUUUUACGCCACACUAACGAAUAUAUGAAUUGGUUCACGCAUCACACUAAAUUAUACAUAUCUGUGGAAAGAUACAUGCGCGAUCCACGUUUGCAACCUUCAACAUAUCCUGAUGUUCACUCUAUGCCUCAAUCAAUCCCACAACAAAAUAUCAUGCACCAAACACUGUCUUUAUCAUCACCACAACAUUUUCAUGAAGCUGCAGAUAUACCGACUCAAUACUACGUUCCUUCAAUGCCAGUGGUAGUGGUUCUAAUCCACAAACAGAUUACAACGAGGAUCAACCACAACAACCUCAAGUUGUUCAAAGGGUUAGACGAGUUCGACGACCGCACGAGUAUUAAUGGAGAGAAACUCCGAAUGAGAGCAACCUCUCUUUGCAGUGCUAGCUGA